Molecule: messenger RNA, 349 nt
Organism: Staurois parvus
Lineage: Eukaryota; Metazoa; Chordata; Amphibia; Anura; Ranidae
Source: the annotation of a GenBank genome assembly
AUGCGCUGUGUCCCUCGGACACAGCGGAUCACGGAAAGAGCCGAAGAUGGGACAUGUACACUGAUCAUCAGGGCACUGAUGAUCAGUGUGCCCUGAUGAUCAGUGUGGCCCCAGAAGUGCCACCUGUCAGUGCUCAUCAGUGCCACGUGCCAGUGCCCAUCAGUGCCACAUGAAUGCCACAUAUCAGUGCAUACCAGUGCACAUCAAUGCCACAUAUCAGUGCCCAUCUGAGCUGCCUUUCAAUGUCACCCAUCAGUGCCAGUCAGUGCCACCUAGUCAGUGCCACCUAUCAAUGACAAUCAGUGCCACCUAUCAGUGCCAGUCAGUGUCGCCUAUCAGUGCCAGUCAG